AUGGCGGACUCCGCCGCGGCUUCAGGCGCCAGCGCUGCCGUCGGCGUGGACCGCACCAUCGAGCUGCUGGCGCCAGUGUACGAGGACCUAUGCCCCACAGCUGUCAACGGCGCGACUCGCGUCCCCGUCACGCUGCAGCGCACGGCCGACGACUGGAUCCAGCUCGCCUUCAACAGCCCCAGCGUGCGCAAGGACGUGGCGUGCGUGAACGGCGCCAGCGGCUGCCGCUGCGACUUCGUGCGCUUCCUGCGCGCGCUGCUGCUGCUCAGCGAGCGGCUGGUGCUGCGCGUUCAUGCCACGUACGUCGUGACGCCCCGCGCCGCCGGCCACGAGGACGUUGCUCAGACCUCGGGAGCCACUCAAGCGCCAGUGGCGACGCUUCAACUGCGCGUGCGAGUGCACGAACAGGCCAAACAAGGCACAGUGCUCAAGGACUUCGACUUGGUGCUGUGCCACCUGCAGGCCACAGUGCUGUCCAUUGUGCCGCGCAACGAGCAGGCUCGAAAAGAGGCGGUGAAUGCGUCGUUGGAACAGGCCAAGAACAGCUCGUGCCAUGUUGUGGGCUGCAGGCUGCACCCUUGGGACGCGGACAAGCAGACGCAGCCACCCAAGCAGAAACUUAAUCUGCCCGACGUGUUCCACAGCUUGACGAGUCAGAUGGAGGUGGAUCAGAUGGAGAUCCGCGACGACGCCACGUACGUGGCGCGCAUGACGCGCAUCAACAAGCAGGUCCUCAUGACCGACCUGCCGACCAACGUGCUGCAGAACAUCGUGUGUCUAAUGAACGCACGCGACCUCGCCUCGCUCAGUGGAGUGUGCUCGCUGUUUCAGCACAUGGCGUACGAAGUGGUUCCAGGACUGAACCUCGUACUCUACGAACACCAGCGCAGAGGACUCAAGUGGAUGCUGCGCCGCGAGACCCCGUCAUUGACUUGCAUACCUCAGCCACACCCAUUUAUCCUAUCUUCCGAAUCUCAAAGUGAGUCGGCAACGGCCGUUGAUCUGAUUGAGGACCGAGUCAUCACACAUCGUCACGUGACAGCUAGUGACGCCUGCGGGGGCAUGUUCUGCGACGAGCCAGGUCUUGGCAAAACGAUAACUAUGUUGGCACUCAUCUUACGAACAAAAGGUCAGACGACAGAUAACACACCAGUCGAUACUCGCGACCUGGUGAGCUCUGGGGCGUCUCUGAUUGUGGUGCCUGAUCCGCUGGUUGAGCACUGGAAAUACCAAGUCGAAACUCACGUCGCUCCUGGAGCCUUGCGUGUGUUUGUUGAUCCUGGCGUCGAGCACAAGUUGCCGUUCAACAUUGACCUUGCUGAGUACGAUGUUGUGAUCACUUCGUUCACAAGACUGGCGCGGGAGUGGAGGCUUCACAGACCUACCUCGGCUUUGGAGGAGCGUAUGCCUGAACGAUACGGCUUUGAAGGUCCGCAACGGUAUGCUGAUGGCACUCUUCGUGGAGAGGUUUCUUCUCUGUUGACGGUGCAUUGGGUGCGAGUGAUUGUUGAUGAAGGUCACAAAUUGGGUGGCCAAACUCCGUCAGAUUUAAUGCAGUUGGCUCGCUUGCUGUGUGCCGAAAGGCGGUGGGUAAUGACUGGAACGCCGACACCGAAUACGCUUCAAUCGGCCGAUCUCCGCUACAUGCAUGGGCUCCUAGUAUUUCUACGCAACUUACCUUACGGGAACCCAGAUGGACAAGCCUGGGUGAAGGCGAUCGCUCGUCCUUUCGAGCGCAACGAAAUUGUCGGGUUUUACCGCUUACAGCACCUACUGAGCAGAAUCAUGAUGCGGCACACAAAAGAAUCUAUUCGCGAGAUCUUGCCUCAGCCGGUCCGGCGCACAGUCUUCAUUGACCCAACACCAAGUGAAUACGCCCAAUACAACGGCGUUGCUGCGGCAGUCAGAGCUAACUUGGUUAUUACGAAUAUGGAUCCUAAGACGCCUGGCUGUCAGCAUCCAGAUAGCCUCUUGAACCCAAUCAAUCGGAAGGACGCCCUGCGCGUCGUGUCCAAUCUUCGGUCUGCGUGCUGCGGUGGAUCUGCCGUAAAAAUCUCGCUGGCUGAGUUAUCUCGACUGGAUACAAUCAACAUGCUGAACGACCUUCGCGUUGAAGGGGAAAAUAUGACGGUGGUGCUUGAAUAUCUUCGCAAGGUGCAGCUUCAGGGCAUGGUGACUGAAUGUGGAUGCUGCAAGCGCAAGCUGCAGCUACUCAUGAUCAUACCGUGUGGUCAUCUGUGCUGUGCAGACUGUGUGGAAGAUCGCAUGGCAAGGGUGGGCCCCGUUUGUUUUCGUUGCAAUGCGGUGUUCGACCGUGAGGCCUUUCAACGGCUUCAGCCGGGGUUUGAAUUUGAGAUGGUGGAAGCAGUAGCGCUGGAAACUAACAAUCUCGAUCUGAAUCAAAAUGAGGAAAAUGGCCAACAUGCUCCUCGACAGCCCCGUCGUGCGCUGGAUCUCACUCGCGACAUCCAUUUCAUUGACGCUAGCAAGGCAUUUUACGCUGCCACCCGGAUCAAAGAACUGAAGAAGGAGUUUUUGCUCGGCAGCGUUCAACCAAGCAUUCGUUCUUCGCGACGCCAAGCGCGCUAUUUGAAAGCCAUUAUUUUUUCGCAGUUCAAGGAGCACAUUUGGCACACGAAAGUUGCGUUUGCUCAGCAAGGCGUUCCAACGGCCGAUUUCAUUGCUGGGCUCAGUCCAGAAGUUCGAAUGAAGCAGCUAAUGCGCUUCCGCAAGGACCCUAACGUGAAUGUCCUGCUACUAACAGAGGUUGGCUCCCAUGGAUUGGAUCUCUCCUUUGUCACUCACAUAUUCUUGAUGGACGAGAUCUGGGAUAAGUCGCUGGAGCAGCAAGUUAUUAGCCGCGCUCAUCGAAUGGGUGCAAGUCAAGCAGUGGUGGUGGAGCAGUUGUGGAUGCGAGGCAGCGUGGAGAGUCAAAUGUUGAGACCUCAAGAAAUUGAGGUCGAUCUGAAGGAAAAGAAACCAGAAAUGCUCGCCUCUCCUACUAGGAUCAGCGUACAUGAGGGCGGUUCUCCGGGUAGAUCGCCGAAGAAGCCUAAUACUGGAGGAGGCACCAUGUUUACCGCACCAAGCAAGAAACGCAAGCGACAUCGAAUGCCAGGCGAUGCACGAAAAGCUGCAAAGGGCAACAAGAACACUUUCCUUCAGCGCAAACUAGACUACGUUCUGAAUAAUUUACGGCUGCUGGGAGAAAACAUAGUCGCGGAAGCUGGCCAAGUGCGUUUCCGAGUCGUGGAUGAGCAUGAGGAGGUGAUCCGCCAAGCAGUCCACGUGAUGCCUAAUCGAGGAUCUCACGGGGUCACCCCGUCGGCAGCACCCCUUCCGCCACCGACAGUAACACAGACUGUGUCAGUCGCUCCACCGUCUUCGACACUCAAUGGCUCUGCGCGCUCGCGUUCAUCGGCAAGGCGAACUGUAACAUUUCAAGACGAGCCCAUGUCAAGUUCUUCUUCUCACGUUCCAAUGCCUAAACGUCCCGCUUCGGAUGAUAUCAUAUCGAUUGACAGUUCUUCGGAUGAUGAAGAGUCCAAGGAGAAGGCAAACGAGGACGAGGAUGAUGAGCAAGAUGACAUUGAGGCAACUAAAAUGGUACAGAACGCUCGUCGGCGCUGGGCAAAGCGAAGAAGUAUCAUUGCUGCUAUGAGCUCGAGUGACGAUGACGAUGACGACGGCAAUGAAGUCAAACCGCCGGCCCUGAAGACUAGGGCAGCCAUCAGUGCAAAAGUGAACGGAAACGGUAUUGUGCGGCUGGAAACGAAGAUGAAUCCGAAGGCUAAAGCUGUGUCCUUCACGAUAAUCGACGACGAUGAUUCAGAUACUGCGUCUGAAUGA
Molecule: messenger RNA, 3849 nt
Organism: Phytophthora sojae
Lineage: Eukaryota; Oomycota; Peronosporomycetes; Peronosporales; Peronosporaceae
Exons: 3
Coding region: 1-3849 (1282 amino acids)
Molecular function (GO): protein binding; ATP binding; ATP-dependent chromatin remodeler activity
Source: RefSeq, a predicted model, not a curated record